Molecule: messenger RNA, 459 nt
Organism: Colletotrichum higginsianum IMI 349063
Lineage: Eukaryota; Fungi; Ascomycota; Sordariomycetes; Glomerellales; Glomerellaceae
Exons: 4
Coding region: 1-459 (152 amino acids)
Source: RefSeq, a predicted model, not a curated record
AUGUCUUCCUCCACCAUUCCCACGUCCACCUCCGUCGUCGAGAGCGCCGUCAUCAAGGCCCCUCUCAGCCAUGUCUGGCACUUCAUCAAGCUUCAGAACUUCCAGAACUUCUGGUCGGCCCUGAAGGGAAGCGAGGCCGUCAAGGCCCAGGAGGAGACCGACGUCGUCCGCUGGACCUUCAAGGAUGGCACCGUCCUCGAGGUCAAGCAGGAGGAGCACAGCACCAUCAACCACUACAUCACCUACAGCGUCAUCACCUCCCAGCCUGAGCUGUCGUACACCAGCGUCGUCAGCACCAUCCGCUGCUACCCCGUCACCUCGGGCGAGAGCGAGAACAGCACCUUUGUCGAGUGGACCGGCAACUUCUCCAGCGAUGCCGACGCCGGUGUCAUCCAGGACGCCAAGUUCAAGCGCCGCGAGGCCCUCGCCGACCUCGCCAAGGCCGCUGCCAAGUUGUAA